Molecule: messenger RNA, 2054 nt
Organism: Solea solea (common sole)
Lineage: Eukaryota; Metazoa; Chordata; Actinopteri; Pleuronectiformes; Soleidae
Product: transcription factor 23-like
Exons: 5
Coding region: 1108-1734 (208 amino acids)
Biological process (GO): regulation of transcription by RNA polymerase II; developmental process
Molecular function (GO): RNA polymerase II transcription regulatory region sequence-specific DNA binding; protein dimerization activity; DNA-binding transcription factor activity, RNA polymerase II-specific
Source: RefSeq, a predicted model, not a curated record
UGCACCUUCUGGCCAAACACCAGCUCUUUUGUCACUAAUUGUCCCCUUUCUGGCUGAACCCCUGUCCAUCUGUGAUAUAAAAACAACAAAUCACAACAUGGCCCAUUUGUUAAAGCUAGAAUGUGUCUCACAAUACCAUUUUAGAUCAAAUAUUGUCCUGACUUACACGUCAUAUUCUACACACUGAAGAAAACAUCUUUUUUUUUGCAUAGAUCUGUACAAAUAACAUACGUCAUAAUCAUUUAAAAUGUUUUUUAAUGUAAAAAUUACUAAUAUCGCAAUCGCAAUUUCAGUCAAAAUAUCCUAUAUAUAAAAUAUAAUAUGUUCUGUGGUCAAGUUGUUAGCUGUUAUGAUUCAAAAAACAUGUGUCCAUAGUAUAAGGAGUUGACCAUGGUGGGACAUAUGCUGCCUGAAACCCCUCAGACCGUCAAGUGAUCAGCUGGUACUGUGUCACAGUGAACAGUGGCUGCUGGGAUGGAAAGUUCUGGACAGGUCCAUUUGGAUGACAAACCCAGUUAUUUUGAAUAUCUCCAAUUAUGGUGUGAAAUCUGUCACAAAAACACAUUUGUUGUCCUUGAUGCUGUUGUACAUGAAGGUCACAGCAAAGUUAAGACGCCCCAAAAUGCAUUUCCGCCUCCCUUUCGCUAUAUUGGUCAAUGUCGCAGCGUCCCGAGCCCCUGACCCCCUCAGCCCCGUCCAGCUGCUAGCAGAGCUUUUCAGUUUCCCAAGCCCCCCAGUGCCCUGGCUCUAUACACCCUCCCACCCAGUGUUGUACUCCCCCAGGCCCGACUGCCUGCCUGCCUGCUCGUCUUGGCAGAGAAACAGCCAAGGGAGGAUCAGGACGACCGGGCGGCCGAGAUAAGGAGCAUAUGAAGUUCUCCACAUUACCUCACCCGAUAAGGAAACAAGCAGAGAGAGAGAGAGAGAGACAGAGAGAGGGUCAGACUGGGAGGAAUUCUCUAGAUGGACAGUGAUGCACAGAGAAGCAGCAAGUGACGAUGGUGUUUUCACCACUUCUUUGGGGACCUGAGUGGAAGUGGGGCAUCUCAAAGACUGAACAAAAGUCGGUGAACAAAGUCCUCAAGGAGAGCCACCUCCGCUGCAUCCAUGGCUGUGAAUCCUCUGGAAGGUCUCACAAAGGUUGCAGCGAACCACCAGCUGGACUCCAGCUUCACGGAGGAGCCGCGGGUCCAGGAGCACGGUGCAGCCAGCAGCCCAGCAUCUGUGCACCGACACAGGCAGCACACACACAGCAACGGCCGCCGCGAGCCAAGGAAGUGGGUCCAGUCAAAGUGUGGGUCCAGGACAAACCCUGGUACCAGCUGUUGGUCUGUGGUCCAGUCCAGGACCCUGAGGAGUCAACACUCGCCACAAAUUGCAGAACGAGAGAGGAACCGUGUUCAAAGCCUACGACAGGCAUUCCACAGCCUGCAGGCUGCUCUGCCCUCAGUUCCACCUGACACCAAGUUAUCAAAGCUGGAUGUUCUGAUUCUGGCCACCAACUACAUCGCUUACCUAACACAGACUCUGGACCAGGGAGGGACGUUGGCUGAGAACACGCUGUCCAGGUCAGACGGGUACCUGCAUCCUGUGAAGAAGUGGCCCAUGCGUUCGCUGCUCUACUGCGGCAGCAUAGGUGAGCUGCUCUCAGGCGUCUCAGCCAAUCAGACGCCCCCACCUGGACAGGACGGGACACAACCCCUGCCCGCCGUCAUAAAAGCAGACAAAGAGUGAUAUUAGACCACGUGACACAACUUUCACCCAGUUUCUUAUCUUUACCCUGCAGCCGCUAUCGCUGGCAAAAGGACACAUCAAAGUUUAAUUUAUGUGGCGACGCUGAUGAGUAAAGAAAAAAGAAAAAGCUACUUUCAAAGCUAAUUAUUGGCGUGGAUCCGUGUGAAUGCAGUCACUGAAUACAAUCUUUCUGUUUGUGCUUUAUAUCAGUAUGAUGGGCGGGAACUUCAGUGAGCGUGCAGCUACAAGGACAGUCGCUCUUUUAGUUUAUGUUUUAUCUCCAGCUGUUGAAAAGAAAAUCAAUAAAUUAUGAAAGCCGA